AUGCAGAUAGCUGAGAUGCAUGGGGAAUUGAUGGAGUUUAAUGAGAAACUUCACAAGAAAUUACUGAAUAGGGAGAAGCAGAUGAGGACCAUGCAUAUCGUCAUUGAGGAUCUAAAAAGAAAAGUUGUAUUUAUUUGUAAACUAAAAAUUGUAGAAAAAUUAUUUUUUUUACGCAGUAAUUCAUUGUCAUCUCAGUCGAUGAAUCUGAUUAUACCAGCUGCAUUUCUUCAAGGUUCAUCAAAGGGUCCCUACCAUGUAUAUCAGAUCUACAUAAAAAUAAGAAAUGAAGAGUGGAUAAUAUACAGAAGGUACACAGACUUCUUUGAACUUCAUCACAGUUUGAAGAAAUAUUUCCAAAUUGUCAAACAAUUUAACUUUCCACCUAAAAAGACUUUUGGAAAAAUGGACCCGAAGUUAGUUGAGGAUAGAAGGAAAGGACUUGAGGACUAUUUGAGAAAAGUGCUGUUCAUGUUGCACGAGAAUUGCCCACAGUUUGCCAAUUCACCAUGCAGGAUCACUCUCCUUACCGUUCUUCCUUUCUUCAGGUUCACUUCGCUUAUUAAUUUCAGUAAUUUUUCUUAUUUCUAUCUACAUUAA
This is a messenger RNA of Helobdella robusta, 597 nucleotides long. RefSeq lists its product as hypothetical. The coding region runs from base 1 to 597 and encodes 198 amino acids. The record is from RefSeq and is a predicted model, not a curated record. The transcript has 4 exons. Gene Ontology annotation, molecular function: phosphatidylinositol binding. NCBI's taxonomy places the organism in Eukaryota, Metazoa, Annelida, Clitellata, Rhynchobdellida, Glossiphoniidae.